Ictalurus furcatus (blue catfish) is the source of this 4560-nucleotide messenger RNA. It is a transcript of the gene bmp8a, whose product is annotated as bone morphogenetic protein 8a. The record is from RefSeq and is a predicted model, not a curated record. Gene Ontology annotation, biological process: SMAD protein signal transduction. The transcript has 7 exons. Bases 3111 to 4490 code for a protein of 459 amino acids. NCBI's taxonomy places the organism in Eukaryota, Metazoa, Chordata, Actinopteri, Siluriformes, Ictaluridae. Gene Ontology annotation, cellular component: extracellular region. Gene Ontology annotation, molecular function: cytokine activity; growth factor activity.
UUUUUGGUAGGGACAAAUGUCUUCAUAAUUAUAGGAAUAUCUGACACAUCUGGUUUGAUCUUGUGGGAACAUUUGGCUAGUCUGCAUGAGAAACUGCUUUUAUACACAUGUAAAAACUGCAGCUUUUAUUUCCAAAACUAAAACAGCCAUAAUGGUUCUUUUUGGUUACUAAAGUUAAGGUUAGAUUUAGGUGUCAGUGGAAGGUUCUCACAAGGGUAGUAAAGUGUGUGUGUGCGCGUGUGUGCGCGCACAGACCUCUACAUACCACAGGAAAUUUCACGAUAAUUAUACGCAGGGAGUAAUUACCUUUCCAAAGAGAUAACGAUGGCCAAUUAAACCUUCAAACAGGAUGGGUUUAUGUGGAUCAUAUCCACUCAAUUACUAAAACCGUUUCAAAGGAGCUCCACACUACAGAACAUAAAGAACCUUUUGUUUUUGAUGUGUGUAUAAGCCCUUGGCGUGUGUGUCAGUGUGUUUGUAUUGGACUGUGUAUAGGUUCGGUGGUUGGAUGGAGCGGAUGGGGUUAGGGAGGGGUGACGCUUCAUGCUGCACGCACACUGCACACUGCAGCUGUGUCUGGGGUUAUGUACAAAUAUUUAAACCCUCUCACAUCCUUUCCCUCCAAACGGUCUCUUCAGCACCCAUAGCAGCUCCUGUCGCACUUCUUCACCUCGCUCACGUCUUCAGACUCUCUACAGAAGUCCGUUCCUGUGGUGUACCAUACCCCACAGCAGGGAAUGCACUGCUGCAUGUGAUGGACAGUGUUGAAGAAAGUGAGGGGUUUUACUGUGACUUUAAACUUCAGUUUUAUUUCUGUUUCAAAAUAAGAAAAGAACAAUGCAGCAUGUGAUAAAUCAAACGUAUUCAUACACUCUAAAAACAGGUUCCAUUUGGCACCCCUUAAGGGUUCCUUAACUUUAUUUAUCUAUUUAUUUAUUUGCUUGCUUGCUUCCUUAACAGGGACAAUACACAUGACACAGUGGCACAGCAGGUAGUGUUGCAGCCUCCCAGCUCCAGGUUUCGGUCCUGAGCUUGGGUUACCGUCUGUGGAGUUUUAUUGCAUGUUCUCCCCACGUACGCGUGGGCUUCUUUUGGGUUCGGGUUCAUUUCCCAAAAACAUGCCGGUGGGUGGACUGUCAAAAACAAAUUGUCCCUAGGUGUGAAUGAGUGUGCGAUUGUUUGUGGGCAUUGUACCCUGCAAUGGGCUCCAGGGGGUAUUCCUGCUUCACGCCCAGUAGUACCAGGAUAGGCUCCAGAUCCCCCAUCCCCCUGACCAGGAUAAAGGGACUACUGAAUGUGACUGAGUGAAUACACAUUAAUCUACAUCAGUAUUCAUGAUGUAAAUGUGUCCGAUUUAGCCAACUGGCUAAUUUUCAUCUACUGUCCCUGUGCAGCUUGAUGUUAUUAAAAAAUUAAUUGGACAAAAAGAACAGGUAAGAAAGGAAGAAACAAUAAAACGACAAAAGAACAUGGUUACACCUAAAGCACCUCAUACACUAAAUACACAACACAGCCCAUGAUAUGAGCGUGACACUACAAUAUGUGAGCACUGUUAACAUGCUCGAUCGAUCGAUAGAUAUAUAGAGAUGGAUAUACAUAUAUAGAUUAUUAUAUAUGUAUAUAUAUUAUAUAUUAUAUAUAAAUUUAAUAAGCCACUGGUUCUCAAGUCUCUUCAAUCAGCUGGAAGGGGCAACAAAUGACUGGAAAAGUAAGUGUUACUAAAAACAAACAGCUGGAGGAACAUUUUGAAAGUAACUAGGUUAAUUGGCAACAGGUCAGUAACAUGAUUGGAUAUAAAAAAAAAACAGUAUCUAAUAGAGGCAGAGUCUCUCGGAAGUAAAGAUGGGAUGGAUUCCGGAUGGAAGUAUAUAUUGCUCUAAAACCUGUAUGUACCUUUCAGCACUGAUUGUGCCUUUCCUGAGGUUAAACAUUUGAUGUUUUCUAUGUUCUAUUAUGAAUAACAUUGUCUUAUGAGAUUUGCAAAUCAUUGCGUUCUGUUUUUAUUUACAUUUUGCACAGCGUCCCAACUUUUUUGGAAUUGGGGUUGUAUAUCCUCGCGUGACUGGACAAAUUGGGUGUGUGAAAGAUGAAAUAGAUGAUAUAGUCAAUGGAGGAAGCGCUGUAGUGGCAGGGAGAGGGAGGAGGAUUCAGCCAUUUGGGACACUCCCUCACUACAUCUUAUGAAGAGAAGGAAGUCUCAUAUUCAGAUUACAGUCAGUGCAAAAGGCCAGAGGCUGUCAUUGCUGUACUUCUGUUUUAAGACUCAAUGCCUGCAGGUGUGGCUCGUGUGUGGUUUUGGUCAAAGGGAAUUGGUCUAAAAAAAAAUCCAUAGGUGAAUUCAUUUUCCUCAGAAGGACACUUCAGGAAGCAUGAACAGUUUACACUGUGGAUUACAACCCAAAGGCAAAGGAAAGCUGGUGAGAACUUGUCCAUCUACAAAAUAUCUCUGAUUUCUUUGGAUGUGAUUUCUUACUUUGGAGUUCAUUGGAUCUUAUUGGAUUAAGCUGUAACUCGUCUGGAGAAAGGGCAGGUGUUGCGUUUCACUGUGGACUCUUUGAAGACUUUCUGGUGCGUCAUUAGAGCUGCUUUAUUUAUUUACUGUACCCUUAGACAUUAACUUCCCAUUUUGCCUUAGUCUUUACUCAGCACCUGCUCUUUACUUAGCUUUAUUCUGGCUCUUCUAAAGUCGCACUUCAAAGGAGUGGAAAGUCUUAAGAAACUGUUUGGUUUCCUAUAAGUUGCUUCUGCGCUGCCAGAACUUAUUGCUCCUGCUGUGGUGUGUUUUCACCGUCACGCUCCAUAAGUAAACAGAAGAUAUUGCAUGAGACAGAGAGGAACUCAGGUUUGUUUUGGAGAUAACAGUCAAGAGAAAGGACACACACACACAAGAGGGUAGAAAAGAUUGGAAGUUGAUGGGGGGGAAGUAACUUUGAUCACUCUUGAAGAACUUACAGGAGGACUGUUACACUUGAACACAGGUGAAUGAAAUCAAGGACAGCUUGUCUUGCUGAGACAUUUCAACAGCCUUGUGGGCUGAAGCUGGCCAGAGCAAAGUAAGUUUGAGUAUUUUCAAGAGUCUAAACGUUAGCAGGAGGUUAACUUAAACACGGAUGGAUAACCAGGCCAUUAUCCAGGACAGUAUAGUUGCAGGAAGAUGGGAGCCCCUGGUCCACUAUAUGUCCCCACAGCAUGGCAGAAGGAGGACAGCUAGCUGUGGGAACAGAAUCGCAGGUGGACGGUGGCUCUCGAUAUUGACCGUCAUUCUCCCUCUAUGCAUGUUUGUGUGUGUCUGUGGGCAAAUGGAGGGGAUGGUGCACUCAAGCUUCCGCAGACUAAGUGGCCGUGAGAAGAAGGAGAUGCAAAAGGAGAUUUUGUCCAUCCUGGGACUCCCGGGACGGCCUCGUCCACACCCGCCUCUGCGUCCUCCCUCAUCUGCUCCACUCUUCAUGCUGGACCUGUACCAUGCUGUGUCAGCCGAGGGGGACGAGGGCCUAGGUGUGGGCUUCAUCCCUGAAAGUGUCAGUCAUGCUGCGUUACCUACCCUAAGCACACACACACCACCACUUGGCACCGUGGUCAGUGAGGCAGACACCGUCAUGAGCUUCGUUAACUUGGUGGAGCAUGAAAGGGAUCUACUCCAGCCGCGGCCCUACUGGAAGGAGUUUCGUUUUGAUCUGACGCCACUUCCUCAAGGAGAGACAGUCACUGCUGCAGAGUUCCGCAUCUAUAAAAGCCUGACCGUGGGUCAGAAAGCUAACCGUACCCUCCACAUCUCUGUUUAUGAGAUCCAGAGGGAAAAAAGACACAGGGAGCCUGAGCUAGUCUUACUGGACAUGCAGUCAGUUCCAGCAGGGCAGGAGGGCUGGCUGGCCUUCGAUGUAACAUCUGCCAGCAACCACUGGCUCCUGCAACCACGAAGCAACCUCGGCAUCCGGCUGUACGUGGAAAUGGAAGAUGACCGCUCAUUAUCUGCCGGCUGGGUGGGUCUGGUGGGCCGCAGAGGGCCACGUUCCAAACAGCCUUUCAUGGUGACAUUCUUCAGAGCCAGCCAGGCCCCCUGCCGCCCACCUCGUGCUCUCAGACACAACACCCAGCGCAGGAAAAAACACAAAAACGAUCUGCCUCACCCAAACAGACCGGGUUUAUUUGACCAAACUCCUGUGAGUAAUGGGCGACAGGCCUGUAAAAAGCACGAGUUAUAUGUCAGCUUCAGUGACCUGGGUUGGAAGGAUUGGGUUUUGGCUCCUCCAGGUUACUCAGCAUAUUAUUGCGAUGGGGAAUGUGACUAUCCUCUUGGUUCCUGUAUGAACGCUACUAAUCAUGCCUUGAUCCAGCUUGUGGUUCACCUUAUAAAACCUGACGAGGUCCCGAAGGCCUGCUGUGCACCAACCAAACUCAGCCCCAUCUCUGUGCUCUUCUACGAUGACAACAACAAUGUAAUACUCAAGAAACAUCGAAACAUGGUGGUUAAGACUUGUGGCUGCCUAUAAACAUGUGCCUCUGUCUUAUUUAGUGGUGCCAGUCUGCCACUGUCCCCUACUGCACUAUUUCUAACAAACG